AUGGUUUCAAACAAUGCUGUUCCGAUGAAGUUAGAAAGUUCUGACAGAAGAUAUGUAGUUGUCAGAACGUCAGAAGCUCAUAUGCAAGAUACAGAAUAUUUUGACGACUUAGCAGAAACUUUGACAUCUGACUUUUACAACCACUUGUUCUCAUAUUUUAUGACAUUAGAUAUUUCUAAGUUCAAUCCAAGACAAAUUCCACAUACCGAAGAGAGACAAACAUUGUUAGAAGCAAACAAGAGUGUUUAUGAACUGUUCAUAGAUGAAACUGACUUUGUGUCAUUAGAUGAAAGGUCAUUGUACGAUUCGUAUAAACAAUAUUGUCAAGAAUAUGGUUAUAUGACAGCUUCUAAACGAACAUUCUUGGCAAAUGUCAAAAGUCUUUUAGAUGUUCAGAAUGGUGUAUAUACAAAGAAAAAUUUUUAUGAGUAA
Trichomonas vaginalis G3 is the source of this 432-nucleotide messenger RNA. RefSeq names its product Poxvirus D5 protein-like family. The record is from RefSeq and is a predicted model, not a curated record. Lineage: Eukaryota; Parabasalia; Trichomonadida; Trichomonadidae. Bases 1 to 432 code for a protein of 143 amino acids. The transcript has a single exon.